CACAAUCGUUUUAGUGUUAUUUAGGCUUAAAAUUCUUACAUAAAUUAGGUCAUGGUUACAUUGAGUAACAGCUCCAUAGACAGGCACUGGCAGUUAGCUAUUUGCUAAAGCAUCGGCUGGGCUAGGUGGCUACAUCCAGAGUCCUCCAGCAGUUGACAUGGGCUGCAGUUUCCGUGUUUGUUUGCCAGUGUUCGGAUAGGUUUUUGUGACAUAUAGGGCUUGUUGUAGUGUAGACUGUACUAACCGACCGUCGAAGGAGUCUGUGUUCCAGUUUUUUCGUGAAAAAUGAAGAGAAAAAAGGACAUUACGUCCUAUUUCUACAAGAAAAAGACACAGAAUGGUGCAGACAUUGAGACAGAGUCAGAUGAUGGUGGUGAGAGAGCUGAAGAGGAGCAAGUUGAGAGCGCCACAGAAGGAGAGUCAGGGGACAUGGGAGACGUUGAUUUUCAGAGAGAGGGCCCAGAGCAGCAGAGAGAGACAGAUGAAGAUCCUGAGGGUGAGGAAGCUGAGACUGAGAUAGAGGCGGAGUGUGAGACACAGACAGAAAAUAUUUGUGCAUCUACAAGCACUGGACCAUCAGACAUCAGCAAAGGUAAACAAGACCCACCAAUGCAGCCGGACCUAAAGAUUUUUCCAAGGACCCUGAUGGGGGACAGGAGGAGGAGCUUCAAGGCAGCCUGGUACCACAUCCACCCCUGGCUUGAAUAUUCCAAACAGUUGGACUCUGCGUAUUGUUACGCUUGCAGACAUUUUAGCCCUCCUAAUAGCCAAGACACAGUCUUUGACUCACCAGUUGGCUUCAAAAACUGGAAGAAAGCAUGUUACAAAACAGGAGGGUUUGCAUUGCAUGCAAGGUCUGAGCGGCACAAGCAAGCCAUGGUUACGUGGAGGGACUAUCAGAGAGCUGCAGCAGCUAAUGCAACACUGGCCAAUGCCUUAAAUAAGGAGCACAACAGACAGAUCAACGAAAAUCGGGCAUACAUAAAAACAAUAGGGGAAGUGUUGUUACUCACUGCCACUCAAAACAUGGCUCAAAGAGGUCAUGAUGAGUCUGCAGACUCGGAUAAUAAAGGGAAUUUUAAAGCAAUUCUCGACACAAUCGCAAACCAUGACAGAGCUGUUAAGAAAAGGUUGACCUCAAUUCAUAAUGCAAAAUACACAAGCAAAAUGAUUCAGAAUGAGGUUCUGGGUUGUUUAGCAGACAUGGUUCGAACUGAAAUUACAGAAGAAGUGAAAAACAGUGAAGUUUUCAGCAUCAUAGCAGACGAAACAAAAGAUGUGAAGAAAAAAGAACAGAUCUCAAUCGUACUAAGGUACUACUACAGUGGAGCUAUCCAGGAAAGUUUCCUCCAUUUUGAAUCCACAGAGAAGCUCGAUGCAGCAGGGCUUAGUGAGAAAAUAAUCCAAAUCCUGGAAAAUCAUGGUCUAGAGUACAAAAAGAACCUUGUAGGCCAAGCUUAUGACGGGGCUUCUGUUAUGAGUGGGAAGCAUUCCGGGGUACAGGCGAGAAUCAGAGAGAGAGCAAAAUAUGCCUUCUACAUCCAUUGCACUGCCCACUGUCUAAAUUUAGUUCUAGUAGAUACAGUCAAAGCUAUCCCAGAAGUAGAGGAGUUUUUCUACUUACUAGAAAAACUGUAUGUGUUCACAUCUGGAUCAGCUGUCCAUCCUAAAUGGCUGGCCAUACAAAGAGAGAUGUACAAAGGUGCACCAAGAGAGCUCCAGCGUUUAAGUGACACUCGUUGGGCAUGUCGAUUUAUAGCUCUACGUAACAUUAUGGAUCGACUGCCUGCCCUUAAGCGACUCCUGCAAGAGAUAGCUCAAGAACGUAAUGGUGAAAAAUCUGUUGAGGCUCGAGGUCUGUUGGCACAGAUAGAUUUUGAAUUCACAGUGCAUCUUGUUACGCUUCGUAAAGUGUUUGGAGAAACAAAACUUCUCUCUGAUAUGCUACAGUCUUCAACACUUGACAUUUCAAAAGCUGUAGAUUUGGUUGAUGCUUUAGUUAAGACAUUGAAUGAUUUCAGGCAGGAGUCGUUUUUUGAUGAUGUGUGGGAUGAAGUGUUAAAUGUCUUUGAACAGUGUGAUCCAACACCACCAGCUGCAAAACGACAAAAAACGCUAAGCUCUAAACUCAGCCAGCACUGUGUACUUACCACUCUUGGGCAGAGAGAGUCCGAAAGAGAUAAAGAUGGGUUCCGUACAAACUUUUUCUACCCUGUCAUUGAUCUUAUGCUCAGUGAGCUUCAAAGACGAUUUUCAAGUAAAAACUGUGAAAUCAUGAAUAGCAUUCCAGCUCUAAAUCCACAAAAAGACACCUUCCUUAAAGAGAAAGAUCUAUUUUCAUUUGCACAACUGUAUGAUUCAAAUAUUGAUGACCUGGGGCAUGAGCUACAUCAGUUCAAAAGAAUCUUGGAAAGAAAAAUCCAGGCUGGGAUGCAGAGACCCUCGAGUACAGUACAGCUUGUACAGUUCAUUGAGCCAUACAAAGAAGUUUUUUUUGAGCUCUACAGACUCUGUAAAAUAGCGGUUGCAAUCCCAGUAAGCACUGCUGCUUGUGAACGGAGUUUUUCCACAUUAAAGCUUGUGAAAACCUACCUCAGAUCCACUAUGAAUGACGACAGAUUAAGCAAUCUGGGUGUCCUUAGCAUCGAGUCGAGGAGGGCAAAAGCACUGAGUCUCGACUCAUUUGUUGACCGGUUUGCCCGGAAUCACCAAAACCGCAGAAUACAGUUGCUGUAAUAGUAGGGCAGCCUCUUAUCAGUGGUUUAACAAGUUUUAUUAAAAUAAAAAGUCAAACAAGAUUUCGAAUCUUUGUCUUUUUUGCUGCGGGUUUAAUGUGCCCCUCUAUCAAAACCCCUGGCCCCAGCCAGGCCCCCUCAGUGAAAUUGGUCUAGAACCGCCACUGGUCUCGGGUGCUACGUCCAUGUCUUAUACAGUCUGUGGCAAAAACCCCUGUUUCACCUGCUUUUGUUCCUUCUGCACCUUUGUUUCUUUUCUUAAAUUUGGGGCAGUUUAUUGCUGCACUGACUGUUCUGAAAAUUGCUUUUCUGUUAGACUGUUUUUUAUUUGUUGCCUACUUUGCUGUAUUUCAUGGAUUUCAUUGUGUUUUUAAAUGUUCUAUUUCUUUUAAUUUCCUUGCUUUUUGUAAAAUACUUCGAAGUGCCUCAGUGUUUAAAAUGCGCUGUACAAGUGAAGUUUCCCUGCCUUGUUUAUUUGUGUGGUUUUGUUGUGAUAUUACACAGAAGUGCCAUUACAUCUAUGUUUCCCUGAAAUCCAACUUUACUUUAUCUCCAGCUUGAAUGUGACAAAAAGGGCACAGGGCUUU
Toxotes jaculatrix (banded archerfish) is the source of this 3322-nucleotide messenger RNA. Its product is annotated as zinc finger MYM-type protein 1-like. NCBI's taxonomy places the organism in Eukaryota, Metazoa, Chordata, Actinopteri, Toxotidae. The record is from RefSeq and is a predicted model, not a curated record. Gene Ontology annotation, molecular function: protein dimerization activity. The transcript is spliced from 3 exons. Bases 286 to 2736 code for a protein of 816 amino acids.